Molecule: messenger RNA, 1084 nt
Organism: Amphimedon queenslandica
Lineage: Eukaryota; Metazoa; Porifera; Demospongiae; Haplosclerida; Niphatidae
Product: ubiquitin fusion degradation protein 1 homolog
Exons: 12
Coding region: 37-1011 (324 amino acids)
Biological process (GO): ERAD pathway; ubiquitin-dependent protein catabolic process
Cellular component (GO): VCP-NPL4-UFD1 AAA ATPase complex
Molecular function (GO): polyubiquitin modification-dependent protein binding
Source: RefSeq, a predicted model, not a curated record
AGGCGUGGUUCAUAAUUUUAGCCCCUCCCACAGUGAAUGAUGUCUUUCUUUAGCUACCCUCCAGAGGGCAUGGGUUUCCCUUUCGCUCUAGGAGGAGGUCGUGGUACAUUCUGUGAUAAUUUCAAAUGUUAUUCAAUGGUGUACUUCAGUAGUGCAAAGGUAGAUGCUGAUCAUGGAGGAAAAAUAAUUUUACCACCUUCAGCUCUUGAGAGACUUGCUCGUCUUAAUAUUACAUACCCGAUGCUGUUUCGUUUGACUAACGAUAUGAUUAACCGCCACACCCACUGUGGGGUGCUGGAGUUUAGCGCUGAAGAAGGAAGAGUGUAUGUACCAAAAUGGAUGUUAGGCCAUUUAAUGGCUGAGGCUGGUCAUUUACUCAAGAUUGAAAACGUUACUCUUCCUCUGGCUACAUUCUCUAAAUUUCAACCACAAUCCGUUGACUUUCUUGACAUAUCCAACCCAAAGGCAGUUUUAGAGCUAAAGCUUAGAUUAUUUGCUUGUCUCACGAAAGGUGACGUCAUUCAGAUUAAUUACAAUGAGAAAAAUUAUGAGCUACUGGUACUUGAAACUCAGCCAAAUAAUGCAGUCUCGAUCAUUGAAUGUGACAUGAAAGUUGAUUUUGCUGCUCCUGUUGGUUAUAAAGAGCCUCAACCAGUUGAACCAAUGGAAACUGUUGAUCAUGAUGAACAAUCCACUUACGAUGCUACUACUACUGAACUUCCUACUAAGGAAUUCAAGGCAUUUAGUGGUCAGGGUCAGAGAUUAGAUGGUAAAGUGAAGAAAUCCAAUGACUCAAAUCAGACACAGCUACCACAAAAACAACAAGUCACUCAAUCAAAAAGAGAGAGAGGUAUUCCUAAUUAUAACUAUGUCAAAGGAAGGAUAACCUUUGCUAGAGCAAAGUCAUUAAAGAUGACAUCAGAGGAAGCAAUGGAAGAGACUGAAGAAGGAUUUGUGCCUUUUCAAGGCAACGGGCAGGCACUGAGAAAAAAGAAAAGAUCAAAAAAAUAAUUCAAAUACAGAGAUAUUAUUAUUAUUAAUUGUCAUCUAUUUGUUAUUUCGUGUAAAAACAUCUUUAAAAAUA